CUGGUGCCUGAGGCAAGGGAUGAAAUGAAUCACUCUGCAGUAUCAGAGUUUGUGUUCCUGGGACUUACUAAUUCAUGGGCAGUGCAGCUUCUUCUUUUUAUUUUCUCCUUGUUGUUUUACUUUUCAAGCAUGAUGGGCAACCUUGUCAUUGUGUUCACUGUAACUUUUGAUGCUCAUCUGCAAUCUCCCAUGUACUUCCUCCUGGCUAACCUCUCAGUUAUUGAUAUGGCAUUUUGCUCCAUCACAGCCCCUAAGAUGAUUUGUGAUAUUUUCAAGAAGCACAAAACUAUCUCCUUUUGGGGUUGUAUUACCCAGAUCUUCUUUAGUCAUGCUGUUGGGGGCACUGAGAUGGUGCUGCUCAUAGCCAUGGCAUUUGACAGAUACAUGGCCAUAUGUAAACCUCUGCACUACCUGACCAUCAUGAGUCCAAGAAUGUGCAUAUACCUUUUAGUCACUUCUUGUAUCAUUGGCAUGCUCCAUUCACUGGUCCAACUAGUUUUUGUGGUAGAUUUACCUUUCUGUGGUCCUAAUAUAUUUGACAGUUUUUACUGUGAUCUUCCUCGGCUCCUCAGACUUGCAUGCACAAAUACUCAAGAACUCGAGUUCAUGGUCACUGUGAAUAGUGGGCUCAUUUCUGUGGGCUCUUUUGUCCUGCUGAUUAUUUCCUAUAUCUUCAUUCUGGUCACUGUUGGGCAACACUCUUCUGGUGCUUUAUCCAAAGCCCUCUCUACUCUGUCAGCUCAUGUCACUGUAGUCAUCUUGUUCUUUGGGCCACUGAUGUUUUUCUACACAUGGCCUUCCCCUACAUCACACCUGGAUAAAUAUCUUGCUAUUUUUGAUGCAUUUAUCACUCCUUUUUUGAACCCAGUCAUAUAUACAUUCAGAAACAAAGACAUGAAAGUCGCAAUGAAGAGAUUGUAUACUCAUCUUGUACAUUAUGGGAAGAUUUCAUAA
Molecule: messenger RNA, 954 nt
Organism: Cavia porcellus (domestic guinea pig)
Lineage: Eukaryota; Metazoa; Chordata; Mammalia; Rodentia; Caviidae
Product: olfactory receptor 4F15
Exons: 1
Coding region: 25-954 (309 amino acids)
Biological process (GO): G protein-coupled receptor signaling pathway
Cellular component (GO): plasma membrane
Molecular function (GO): G protein-coupled receptor activity; olfactory receptor activity
Source: RefSeq, a predicted model, not a curated record